AUGGGACUUCUUGAGGCUCUGGAUUUAUGCGUGUUAAACUCCUGGUCAGCCCGGGCGCGGUCAGCAACUUACAUCCACACCAAAGGAAAAAGUCAGAUUGACUUCGUUAUCACGCGGCGUCUUGAUGCCCAUCCGAUCUCUAGGCGGUCCUGCCCACUUCCUGACGCAGGGCUCUUUGAAUGGCGUGGUGGAGGUCGUCACUUGCCUCUUUCUGUGUGUGUUCCCACUUUACGCUUCAUGCCAGAUCGUUCUAAAGAGCCACAGGUGCAAUCAUUUGAUGUUAUUCGACUUCGGGAAGCAGUCCGGACAGGUUCGGAGACGGCAAUGGCAUUUUGCAAUGAAGUGUGCUGCACAUUACCUGAUGCCCGGGCUGACACGCCCCAGGCCCUCAAUGAGCACGUGAUGCCCAUCCUUGCACGGCACUUUCCUAAAACAUCGGGUCAAGUGAGACAACGCCCAUGGCAGCAUGCUGACCUUCAGGUCCGAUAUCCGCAUCUAUGGCAACUUUGGCGAACCUUAGGAGUCGGUCCCCCACCUGGCUUGCAUCACCUAUGUGGACAUGUACUGCGAUACUGGCGUCAGGUGACGAUCUAUAAGCAGGCGGCGCGAGAGGCCAAGCGAGCUAGCCGGGCACUUCGCAAACAAUACAUGCAAAGUGAGCUCAGACAGGCGGAAAAUGCAUAUCGACGGGGCGAUCAGAGAGGGCUCUUCGAAGUCAUGCGGAGGCUCGCGCCUAAGCAGCGCAAAGCGAAGGUUCAGCUACGCGGGGAAGAUGGCCGCAUCCUUUCGAACGCUGAGGAACUGCGUGUCUUCACUGAUUAUUGCCGGGGCCUUUUCUCUUCGGGACGUUGUGUUGCUUCGGAUGCUGUUCUUAGCCAACCUUUCCAGCUGAUGGCUGACGAUCUUGAACGGCACAUGUGCAAACUAUCCAUUGACAAGUCUGUCCCAGCCCACACCUUACCACCUGCGGUCUGGAAGCUGUGCCGGCGAGCACUGGCGCCUGUUCUGGUGCAAUUGGCAGCAAGGGCUUGGAGUCUGAGGCCACAUGCACCUCAUCUAUGGUGUGACUCCUGGCUGGUUUGGCUCAACAAGGACACCAGUGGCAAGAUAGUGACCAAACACCUAGCCUCGCUUCUCAGGACGACUGCACACUGUGAUCGAGUCAGGCGCCUUCUUGAACAGCAUCGUUCGGACAUCUAUGCCCGUCGUGCGGGCAAAAAGGCGCUGCCAUGCUACGGCGGCUUAAUGAUGGCGCUGGACUUGUCGAAGGCCUUUGAUAGGGUCAACCGAGAGGACCUUGAUAUGGCAAUGCGACAAGCGAAGGUGGACGAUGACUUGCGGGUGAUAAUACUUCAGUGGCAUGACAGUGUUCACUAUCACCUCCGUGUUCAUACACACCAUGAUGUAGUGCAUUGUACUGCUGGGGUCAGGCAAGGGUGCUGCUUGGCACCUUAUUUGUGGGCUCUACUCUCAGGCUCCAUCCUUGCUCGGAUUGCAGAGUGCACUGAUCUUAAAUGGGUUCAGUUCUUGGUGAAUGCCUACGCAGACGACGUUCACGAGGCCUGGGAAGUGGAGAGUCUCGAGGAUCUUAGGUGGUUUGAGCGAUGUGUGGUAGCCACCUUUGCAGUUCUCAAGCGUUUUCAUAUGAUCAUCAACGAGGACAAGUGUGUACUUGUGUGUGCCAUUCGGGGUCACCUCGGCAAACUCUGGCUGCGACGUAGGACACGGCCGUACAAGGAAGGCCAUGCGCUCUUUCUAGCGGAUGGUGCGGGCGGCGAGAUUUGUUUGCCACUGGCCAAGCAGAUGACUUACCUAGGUACCAUUCUUUCCUACGCGGGCUAUGAGGAGCAGACGCUCCAACAUCGACUAGGCAUCGCUGAGCUCCAACGGUACAUGUUGGUGGAGAUAGUAACCAGAGUGUCUUGCAACAAGUGCGUAUGGAGUUCCCCGGUGAGGACUGUGUUGGAUCGACUUCGACGAGUUGCGGAGUCCAACAUGGAAAACGACGGUCACAAUGCAAACAGGGAUGCGGUGGUCAUGCUGCUGCUUCAUGUGAGCUUUGAGUGCCUUCAGGAGGCUGGCUUGUCGCAGGAACAACCUGAUGACUCGGCUCAGUCGUUGGAGCCUGACCAGGCGAACACUGAUGAGGCUUGUUUGCUUGGAAACUUGAUUGCCGAUGACUCAGAUGGAUGUCGAGGCCCAGAUGUCCCUGAUGUGGGGGCACGUGCUUCCCUCAGUAGUCAUCUCCCAGCAGGCAUUGCCGGAGACAGAGAAGGAGAAGCAAACACCGGGCGAAAAUGCAAAGCGCAAGCCACAGAGCCAGGGCGUGAGGCCGUCGGGCAAGGGCGGCGGAAAAGCUCGAAGUCGACAGCGAGGCAGCGGUUGGGACAACACGCGGAGCGCACCGACGCACACAAUCAGCAGAACAACCAGCAGGAGCUCCUGGAGAUGGCGAUCAAGCUGAUGCUCAGGCACGAGGCAUUCCUCAGCCGACUACAGAUGGACAUGGUAUACAUCUUCACCUUCAAGAAUCAGCCCGGUGCCCCCGACGCCCUUCUUCUCACUCUCUAUCAGGUCUCGCUGGAAUGGCGCAACAAGUACCAGGACAACCCCUCAGCUCUGAACCGAUCUCUGAGAGUGACCAUCUUGCUUUGCCUUCUGACCGAGCUAAUGAAAAGGGUUCGGCGGCUCACGAACGAUGCAGCGGGGGAGGCAUUGCAGGUGAUGAAGAAUGCAGGCUGGUUGACAUCCGAGACACAGUGGGUGUAUCAAGUCUGGAGCCACUCGGAGAGCAAACUACAGACGGACGAAAACCGGGGCACCAUGUCCAUGAUGGCGGCGAUCGAGUUGCUACAGAGCAUGCUGAACCUGCUCGACCAACCAGAGAUCUUGUUAAAGUUUGCGGCGACGCGACCGCUUGCACAGGAGAUGAGCGGACAUCAAAUCUCCUUCAUUUGCGAGGUGUCGCUGAGGCACCAAGCUGCGGACAAGCUUUACACGCAAAUGGGCAAGCUGAUGGGUCAUGCUAUGCUGCACCUGGCGAGCGCAGUUUCCUUUGAUGGGGCAUGGGAGGCGCGUGUCAUGGACCAUGUAUGUUGGUCGGCAGAUGGUGGCAGCUUUGAAAACCCGAUCUCGCUGGAACUUGUAGCCUCAGGCUCACUACAACAUGCUAUUUCUGGUUGGCACCAACAGGUGUACCCAAUCAACCGACAGGCAUACCCGCAUGCAUUGAGUAGCCCUCCUCGCAUUUUAAGCUUGCGACUCAACAGGUUUUGUGACCGAGAUGGGGGAGUGCGGAAAGAUCAGAGUGCGAUCAUGCUGAGGCCACGUCUAUGUGUGACGAUGCCACUUUUUGCUGAUUCACAUGCUGUUCGAGUGGUUCCCAUUCGUUACAUGCUCACGGCGGGCAUCUACCACUUGGGUGAGAGCCCUGAUGCAGGCCAUUAUCGUGCAUUUGUGAGUGGCUAUUCUGAGCGCAACAAGAAGAAGUUUCACGUAUUUGAUGAUAAUUGA
Molecule: messenger RNA, 3513 nt
Organism: Symbiodinium sp. CCMP2592
Lineage: Eukaryota; Dinophyceae; Suessiales; Symbiodiniaceae
Source: the annotation of a GenBank genome assembly